CUGCGCCUUAUAACGGCACCGGGCCGACCGGACACUCUGUACAGCUGUACGGGAGCCGGUUAAAACGCCGUGAAUCUGGGGAAGAGUCAUGUACUGGGACACCUUCAUCAAACCUGCAGACAGAAACACAGACGGCGCGGAGUCCAAGAUAAAGAUGGAGGUUUGCCAGACUGGAUACUACACUGAAGACUUCAGGACGCAGGAGGUUCCAGCCGGAUUCGACUUUGCAUCUUAUGACUAUCCUGGUGAAGACCUGUCUUUUCUGUUAGACAGUAAAGCGCCUGGACAGCAGCAGUUUGUGGCAGAAAGCAGCUACCCGGAGCCACCUAAAGCUUCACACUCGUACGACACCAAAGUGAACUCAAGCGAUGCUGCUCUGGUCAACCUGGACUCGUACCAGGAGUUCAACUGGUGGGCGUCGUAUCCACACGACGGACUGACAGUGGACCAGACCGGAUACCAGGAUUCUCCACAGACCUACCAGAACCUGGUGCCUCAGAACGGCCAGUUCAGCCCCGCCGUGGAGGGCAGCAGCAGCAACUUCGUGCCCGGGAAAGCUUCCAACACUUUACAAAGUGAGACGGAUCAGAACUACUACGACUCAGAUGGACCCAGGCCGUCCUUCUGGCCUGAAUACCCCUCUCCCAGCUUCCCCACCCCCCAACCACACCCAGCCCUGGCCUCCUGUCCAUCCAACCCCCAGUCCUCAGACCAGUACUGCCCCCGUGUGGCCAAACGAAAAAGCACGGCCCCCCAGAGGCCGGACAGGGAGGGUCCGAUGACAGGAAUGUCAGCUUAUCCCGGUUCUGGUCCAAUCCAGUUGUGGCAGUUUUUGCUGGAGCUUCUUCUGGACUCUGCCUGUCGGACUUUCAUUUCGUGGACGGGAGAUGGCUGGGAGUUCAAGAUGUCUGACCCCACAGAGGUGGCCAAACGUUGGGGUCAGUGCAAGAACAAACCCAAGAUGAACUAUGAGAAGCUGAGCCGUGGCCUGCGUUACUACUACCACAAGAACAUCAUCCACAAGACGGCGGGCAAACGCUACGUCUACCGCUUCGUCUGCGACGUGCAGGGCAUGCUGGGGAAGACGGCGCAGGAGGUCCUGAGCAGUCUGAACGUUUUGCCCUCAAACGUGGAGGCGUGGCAGCGGCCGGCGGCGUCCGAACACAGCAGCGAAACGUGGCCGUCGCAGUAGGAAAGAGUCCCAGAGAAGUGAGCCAAGAAAGCGAACACUGCUGCUCAGGGGCAUUUUACACAAGCUGCAUUUCAGGGCAAAUAAUAAAUUCCACAUGCAGUCGGUCCCUGUUAGCUCUUCAGUGACAGGUGAUGCUCAGUGAAGGUCCUACCAAACCAACAGCUCCUAAACCUCAGGGCUACAUAAGCAGCCGCUGGCAUUUUAAAGCACUAUGGAUAAAUAUUUCAUGCAGUGUGUUUGUAAGAAAGAAUACAUUUGUAAAUCCUGUUUAUAUGAACCCUGUGCAGUUUUGUGCAUUCAUAUAUAUAUAUAUAUAUAUAUAUAUAUAUAUAUAUGUGUGUGUGUGUGUGUUCUUUUUGUUUUACAUGCAAAACUCCUGUCUACCUCUGUUUUCUGACAACCUGAUGUCCUUCAGGCCCUCACUGUGAA
Amphiprion ocellaris (clown anemonefish) is the source of this 1621-nucleotide messenger RNA. It is a transcript of the gene etsrp, whose product is annotated as ETS1-related protein. Gene Ontology annotation, cellular component: nucleus. Gene Ontology annotation, molecular function: DNA-binding transcription factor activity, RNA polymerase II-specific; sequence-specific DNA binding. Gene Ontology annotation, biological process: regulation of transcription by RNA polymerase II; cell differentiation. Bases 89 to 1192 code for a protein of 367 amino acids. The record is from RefSeq and is a predicted model, not a curated record. NCBI's taxonomy places the organism in Eukaryota, Metazoa, Chordata, Actinopteri, Pomacentridae. The transcript has 8 exons.